This is a messenger RNA of Penaeus vannamei (Pacific white shrimp), 5494 nucleotides long. The record is from RefSeq and is a predicted model, not a curated record. NCBI's taxonomy places the organism in Eukaryota, Metazoa, Arthropoda, Malacostraca, Decapoda, Penaeidae.
CGCAACGCAUUCGGACACGGGCUUGCUACUGUCGCCUGUUUCACGGAAAAAGAAAAAUUAUUCCGGAUUUAUUUUGGAUUACAGCUUUAUUUCGAGCUCGAAGGGAAACGCUUGACAUAAACAGGAAGGAGAUAAGCAAUCCCGGCUUCAUAUGACAACUUCGAUUAUAAGUUCAGGUAGACCAGGAUUCUAGUUAGGAACAGCAUAAACACUUAAUAUGAGUGUUAACAUGAGGAACAAGGUACCUGAGACGUGCCGGUACUGGCGAAUGAACAAAUGCAUCAAGGGGAAGCAUCAGUGUAACUAUGUUCAUGGAUUCAUCUGCGUCAAUGAUGGGAGGUGCUGGCGUGAGAACUGCAGCAAUUGGCACUUUCGACAGAAGCGUGGUGGCCGCGGGGACCAUUAUGGCAAAUCACAUCAGAAUUACCAGAAAAUGCAUAGGAAUCGGCACCCAAGAAGCCGUAGCAGAAGCAUGAGCCCGCGCUGGCACCACAAAGGAAGCCACAGAAUGCGCUCACCACCGCGACGCCGUAGUAGAAGCCGGAGCCCACCUUCAUGGAGAAGUAGAAGUAGAAGUCCACCUCCAAGAAGAAGCAGGAGUCGAAGUUCACACCCCCGCAGAAGCAGAAGCCGAAGUCCACCUCCAAGGAGAAGUAGAAGCCAUAGCUACCCCUCACGCAGGAGCAGGAGUAGGAGUUACAGCUUCCCCUCACGUAGGAGCAAGAGCCGGACUCCAGCUUCCCGUCGUAGUAGGAGCAGAAGCUCACCACGUGGAACUAGGAGUCCUUGUCCCUCCCACCACAGGAGCAGGAGCCACAGUCCCUUUGAACACCGCAGUCGGAGUAGAAGCCGCAGGAUGAGUCACAGUCCUUCCCGUCGGAGCAGAUCGCCAAGUGUCUCUCACAAUAAGAGCAGGAGCCAAAGCCCAGCUAAUCAACGGAGUGGCAGCUUUAAUUCUGGCGAAAGAAAAAGCAGGAGCCCAAGCCUCCCUCGACAGAGAAACAGAAGCGGAACCAUGUCAAGUUUUGAUAGUGAAAAUUACAAUGCCAAUCAAGAACAAAGAGAUGGGUUUGAAAGGAGCCAACACACUGGGAACAUACGCAGUAAUAAUAAUAGUUACAGCAGCAGCCCCUUGAGUAGCUGCCCACCAAUGCAGAAGAACAGGUCUGGUACUCAAGAACAAAUGUCUAGACAAGAAGCAAUGCGGUCAGCAGAUGUUCCAGUUGCUGAGCAGAUGAAGAUUGCAGCUGACCAGGACCAAAAGGAAAGGACAUCCAUUGUCGAGCUACAGGAGCGUAUUACACGGGAUCUCAUGGAUCCUCAUACCCAGAAUCUCUUGAAAGAAUUAUUGAAGCAAAGUAAAAAGACAGUAGAAGAGAAGGAGUCCCCCAGGAAGGAUGCUUCUCCUGAUCCUGCCACAGUAGCAAGUGAACUGGAAGAACUAGGGAUGGACCUGGAGGAAGUGGGUGAAGAAGUUGACGACAUCUUUGGAAAAUCAAUCUCCAGAUCUGUAGAAGAUUCCAUUGGGAACUCUUUCCAAGAGGGCCUGGAGCGUGGGAAAAGGCUGAGGCAGGUGCAGGCCAGCACCAAUCCUUCACCACCUUCCAGGGAAAGGGGACAUGAGCCAAGGCCUUCAUCCCGUGGCCCAGACACCAGAUAUCCCUCCGAUUGGAACGUAAAGUCUACAGUGGAAGAUCCUAGGAAGCACUUACACUCCUCACUUCAGUCUUCAGAGGAACCCAAUGCAAAGGAUAUUCCUGAUGAUGCCAAGUCCAGUGGUUCAUCCUUCUGGGUCCCAGCUUUUGACUGGCAUAAAGCACAAAAAGUCAAGAAGGACAUGAGCUAUCAGUCUGGUGCCAAUGAUUGGGAGGUGGAGACACCAUAUGUUCAGAGGUUUAGGGAGCGUGAAAGGGAAAUUGGCAUUCUGGACUUCAAUUACACGAUGGAUAUGAUUGAAGCUGCAAUGGUGACUCUGGGCAAAUGCAAUGUUUACCAUGGUUUUGUCUUAACAUUGAUGGCAUCACAUGCACUUAGCUACCAGGAAGUUAAUUACUAUGCCUACCUGCCCAUACUUGUUUACCCAUUCCAUGAACUUCUUGGGAAGGAAAAAAUGGGAGAGAGACAAGCAGGCCAUCAUCCCACAUUAAAGGAUACCAAGCAGAUGGUACCUCCAUCUGCAAUCUCUUCUUCAUCCUCCUCGUCAUCGAGAGUCCCUCCAGUACCUGCCAUGACUUCUCAGCUUGAUGAGGAGGCCACUGCCAGUAGAAUUACAGAGAUGAAUAAAGACAAAGCUCCACAGUCAAGGCCUAUGCUCUUCCCCAGUGGUCACUCUUACUCCCCCAGUGUCGGUAGAGGUGAUGAGGCAGCUGAUGACCAUGAACCUCCAGUACAAGUGCGGUCCAAGAGUAAACGGCAAAAGACCGGAAAGUCAAAACAAAGGAGGAGCUAUGAUUCAGGUUCUGACUCAAGUGCAGAGGAUAAGAAGACCAGCAAGAUGCAUGAAAGAGAAGUAAAGGAGUUGGAAGAUCCAGUACAAAAGCUGAUGCAGAAGAGAGAUACUCUGUUGAAAAGAGCCAGGUCCCUAACAGAGCAGAAAGAUUUGAUGAUGAAUCAGAGGGAUGACAUCAUUAGCAAUCACAAAGGAGACAAGAGCAGUCUUAAUAAUCUCCUGCAAGAAAACUGGUUCCUCAUGAAGGAGAUGGGAAAUCAGAUUACAAAGAUUAACCAUAUGGUUAUUGAAGUUGAGAAAGAGAUUGAGGUUUUAAAGCCAGGGAACCAGCCAUUGCCAAGGGCAGAGAGUCCACAGAGGAGGAGCAGUAGGUCACCUGCAGCCAUGAGGUUUUGUGGACCAUCUCGGCAGUAUGAGCAUGGGAAGACACCAGAGAGGAAUUAUAAGCAUGUGGAGGCAUCUUAUAGAAAUGAAUCUAAAGGCUAUGAGUAUCCAGAACAUCGUAGAUCCAUUUCACCAGCCUCGGGAAAGCAUAGGUCGCGAUCUCCAGCUGCUGCAGGCCCACACAGAAUGAGUUCUCCAGCUCCAAGACAGCAAAGAUCAAGAUCUCCUAAUGUGAGCAGGCACAAGUCACGAUCUCCUAAUGUGAGCAGGCACAAGUCACGAUCUCCUAAUGUGAGCAGGCACAAGUCACGCUCUCCAAAUGCUGGGCGACAUAGAACAAGGUCACCAGUAUCAGGUAGCCAGCAGCAGAGAUUGUGGUCUCCAUCAGGGGAGUACUCCAAGGAAUUUCAGAGAGCACCAUCUACCUCCAGAAAGAGAACAACAGCUAGUAAAUCCGAUGGAGAAAAAAGGCAGCAAGACGUGUAUAGGAAAAAGGAGGAACCAAAAGAAGAAAUUGAUGAAGGUCUGCAAUAUCCACAAGGUUUUGUUCAGAGGACAUAUAUUCGCUACUGUGACCAAGGCAUGCAUUGGUGUAAGCUGUGCAGCAUAUUCUGUGAGAGCAUUCCUGAGUAUGUGGAUCAUCUUAUCAGUUCAUCACACUUAGCAAAAUGUAAAUAUGAUCGGAAGACAUGGUUGGCCAAAGCCCCAAAGGAGGAGAAGGAACCCAAACCCCCAAAUGCAACAGCCCUUAUAGUUCCAGUUCAAGGUGUAGAAUUUCUUCAUUCACUCACAUCUUAUUACUGUUCCCUCUGUGAUGUCUUCAUGAGAGACAAGGGUGAAGCUGUCAGACAUCCUGAGUCGAAGAUACACACUUCAAAUUACAAGAUGCAUUUGGUGAAGAAUCCCAUGUAUGAGGCAUCUCUCGUCAAGACCAAGGCAGCAGCUUAUGCCAAGUAUAGUGUUGAGCAAGCACGGUACAUGGUGGAGGCAAAAAUGAAGCUGAAGGAAAAAAUUGCAACAGAUGAAAUUGAGGAGAAACUGCUGAGGCAGAUCAAGCAAAAGAGGGACAUGGUAAGACAAGAGAAAGAAGAGGGUAUUGAAAUUAAUGAAAAGGUAGAAAGGGAGAGAAGCCAGCGGCAGGAGAGCAAGAAAGAGAAGAGUGAAAAGCGUGAGAGAGAAAGGGUGGUUGAAUCAGACUCCGGGAAGACUCAUGACCACAAAAAUGAGUCAUCUGUAACACAGACUCAGGCUUCUGAGAGCAAAGAGUACAAAGAUACAAGUACAAGAAGAGAAUCCAAAAAGGAAAAAGGUUCUUCCAGGGAAGUCGUUACCAAAGAUGUUAAGACAGACGGAGAUGAAGCAGCAUAUGCGGAUGGAUCAUACAAAGACAGUCAAGAUGACGAAAAGAAAAGUGCAGCACCCAAAUUACCUCUUAUAGGAAAAAUGCCAUUCCUGAAGAAAAAACAGCAGUCAUCAGUACCCAAGCGUAAAGAAUCAUCGAAAGAAACAAAGCAAGAUAUACUUUCAAGCAGUAACCUUGUACAAGACCCAAAAUUGGAAAUUCCAUUGACAGAGGAGCAGAAAAUUGAUUUGUCUGACAACAUUGCCUGGGUAAUGAACCAAGAGAAUGAAAACCUGAUAGAAAAUGUUCCAGAUCCCAAGACUACAGCUGAAAGUGAAUAUCCUGUUGUCAGUGAUAUGGAUGUGUGCCCUCCUACUAGUGACUACAUUGGCUAUGAUGAUCAGAGCGGCGAAGUUACAAACCAAGAUGAGGAGGAAUACAGUUGUUUAGAUGACUUGAACACCUCUGAAUGCAUGGAUAUAGAAGAUGAUGAGCCCACAGAAUGUGCUGCUGCUGCAACACUAAAGGCUUUAGACUUACUGAGUAUCCCCCUGCCUGGAUUCAAGUCAGCAAACAAAACCCCUCUGCCGUCAGAUAUUCCUCUCCCUCCUAAAACAGACGAAGCCUCCAAGAACCAAGAUAACUGUGAUUUGCCUCUUCCACCAGGAGAGGAAAGCUACCCAGUAACACACUUUGAAAUGGAUAAUGAUUCCCAGGAGAUGUUAUCAGCAGCUACUGUGAUCCAGGAUGUACAUAGGGAUUGUGGCAGUGGUAGCAACAGCCAGGACAGUUUCCAUAUAGUAGGUCUAGUGAGUAACCAAGGAGGAUCUGACAUAACUGUGCCACCAGGAACUGAAAAUAUUGUGUGUUCAGACCUACAGGUACCACUAUUGACUGCAGAAGUAGGCUCAGAUCUGCCCUUACCACCAGGUACUGAAAGUAUGAUGGGUCCAAGUUUACCUUUACCCCCAGGAACAGAAAAUUUAAUCAGUCCAGAUGUACCACUGCCACCAGGAACUGAACAUGUAAUGGAUCCAGGCCUCCCCUUGCCACCCGGAACAGAAGAUGUUGGGGUGACUUGUUUACCUUUCCCACCAGGAGCUGAAGAUCCUGUGAGUUCAGAUCUUCCUCUGCCACCUGGUACUGAAGAAGUUCAGAAAGAAAACAAAGCAAGAUUUAGAAAAAUGUACAAUUCUUAUCCUGAAGAAAAAAACAUGACAAGUCAUAUGACAAAUCCCAAGACUGAAGUACAGCUGAUAAGUGGAAUAUUCGGGCUUGUUGUCAGUGAAUAUGGAUGUGUGGCCCUCGGGCACUACUAG